AUGUCUGAAAAUACCACUGCGAUAGCCUCCUCCUCUGCUCCUCUCCACAUUUCCAGUAUCGUCAUCUGCCCCGACGAUGCUUCGAAGAAGAAGGUUGAAUUUGUCGAGUUGGAGCUUGAUUCACAGCGACGGGAAAUCCGCCGUGGCUCGGGAAACGACAAAGACCUUAGUGCAAAGUUCGAUCCCGCCAUCGCGGUGAGUACUGAGCGGGUUUCCUUGAUUGUGCACUGUCAGCAUCACACUGUGCGGAAGACUAUCGUGGAGUUUUCAUUGGACGGAAAAGACAUCCUGUCCAACGCAGUGGAUCAAGAUGGUAAACGAGAGUAUCGGACGACUCAGCGGAAGAUCACUAUCAUCAUUACAAUAUCACGGCUGCAGCCGACUAGCAAUAGUAUCCUACAGAUUUGUCCAAGGUUCCGACUACUGGUAAUAGGGAAGACAGGAGUCGGCAAGUCUUCGUUGAUCCACCAGGCAUUUAAGAUAAACGAAGUGCAUGUCUCUGAACACACGCGGGGCAAAACGGAUAUCGAUAAGGAGUUCAUCGCACCAGAAAACGGGCGAUUUGUCCUGCACGAUAGUGAGGGAUUCGAAUCUGGCGACAGCGCCAGUUUUUCGGAUGCAAAAGAGUUCAUUGCCCGCCGACGCAAAAUGCCCGAACUGAAGGACAAGAUACAUGCGGUCUGGCUCUGCCUCUCGAUACCUCAUGCCAGUGGGCGGCUGCUUGAGAGUGGAGUAGAGGAGUUUCUAAAAUCGAGAAAGGAAUUAUUGGGCGAUAUUCCGAUCAUUGUUGUCUUUACCAAGCAGGAUCUUCUUGUCAACACACUGAAGCUCAACGCCAUGAAAUCGGGAGGAUGGGAUGCAGCUGCACUCGAUCAGCUUAAAAGAGACUCUUUGAAUAAUCUGUGUGUCCAGCCACUUGAGCAUGAGGUUGGAAGUGACAUCCUACAUGCAACAAUUUCCACAAAAAAUGGGUAUGAGAACACCAUAAGAGAGCUGGUUGAACUCACGACCACGAACGUCGAAAAAUUUGAAGCGUCAUUAACUAUGAUGAUAGCCCAGCGAGUCGAUAUUGGACUUAAAGUUAAGGCAUCAAUUGCCAUUGGCAAGAAAAGGUAUUGGAGAGGUCUCGGUUCGAGCAUGGACUUCGCAGGCUUCACCAUGCAGGACUGUUUGUCCGUGAUUCACAAGGACGUCAUUGACGUUUGGAACUUCAAUGACCCUUACUGUCAUUUAGCCGAUGAAAAGUUCCGAACGCAGAUUCUAAAUGAUCUGGACAACACCGACCUUCCAAAUCUAGCGCAAGCUGUUCAAUUUGGCCUCUCUGUUGUCGCGGAAAUUUUGAAACUGCCGCUAGCAGGCCCGAUUCUACCGAUCGUUGCGUCGAUUGCCGCAGGGGUGGUCGUGGUUAAGUGGGCUUAUGAUACCUAUCAACGGACAGACAUUGUCUUGCGUCGGAUUAUGACGUACAUCGUAGAUUUAACAUGCAUCAUGCAGAUCUUAUUCCUGCUAGCGCCGGCAGGGCCCGUCUCUCGUCGUGCCAUCAAAGCUGCUAUCAAAACCUAUGGGGUGACUGGCAAAAGCGGUGUCCACUUGAAGAUCAAAUCCUGGCAUAUGCCUCUGACUCCUAGUGGAAGAGACGAUGCGCUUGAGAAGAUUGUUGGAUUGAUCGAGGAUCACUCCAUCAAGGCUGAUGAAGUUGAGGACCUGAGGACGCAGAUUCGGCAGCAGAUGAUGAGGUUGCAACUAGACGAAGAGUGGUAAUCAGCCCGAGCCUUCAUGGUAGCCCUCAGUGAUUGUUCUAGCUUCGUACCCUGCAGUUAUACUCUGCAAUUUCAAUAUGUAUGCACACGCGUAGUCUCGAGUCAAGGCCUUUAUUUAUAUUCCGUGACUCCAUUCACCAGCCAGGAUUCUCUGGCACACUGGCAACGUAAUGGCUACAUGCAGUUUACAAGCUCGGUCUUUGCGUAGUUCGAAGGCGAGUCAAUGAUCAGGUUAAAGCCAAGUUCAAAGGUGGUCUGAGCAUU
Molecule: messenger RNA, 2024 nt
Organism: Suillus paluster
Lineage: Eukaryota; Fungi; Basidiomycota; Agaricomycetes; Boletales; Suillaceae
Exons: 15
Coding region: 1-1761 (586 amino acids)
Molecular function (GO): GTP binding
Source: RefSeq, a predicted model, not a curated record